AAAACACAAUUAGUAUCAGUUUUGUAGCAAGACCCCAACGAAGUGAACUAACGGUUUUUUAUCGCAGAACAUUCGAGUUGUUGUGAAAUAGCCAAAUAGGAACAAUGCAGAAGGCUACCACGGUGUUGUUGGCCGCGCUCUCGGUGCUGACAUUAUUUGCCACCAGCGCACAAGGCAAGGAUUGGUGGGAGAACGGUAAUUUCUAUCAAAUCUAUCCGCGUUCGUUUCGCGACAGUGAUGGCGACGGUAUUGGUGAUCUGAAUGGUGUCGCUGAGAAAUUGCAGUAUUUGAAGGAUGUUGGUUUCACGGCGGCUUGGCUGUCGCCUAUCUUCAAAUCACCAAUGGCUGAUUUCGGUUAUGAUAUCUCCGAUUUCUACCAAAUUCAUCCGGAAUAUGGUACUAUGGAAGAUUUCGAGAAUAUGAUCAAGAAAGCCAAAGAGGUGGGCAUCAAAAUCAUUCUUGACUUCGUGCCAAAUCACUCCAGCGAUGAGAAUGAAUGGUUCAUCAAGUCGGUGGAUGGCGAUCCAGCAUAUGCUGACUACUAUAUUUGGCAUAACGGUAUUGUAAAUGAAACCACCGGCGAACGUCAGCCGCCCAGCAACUGGGUGAGCGUUUUUCGUUACUCGGCUUGGGAAUGGAAUGAAGUGCGUCAACAAUACUACUUGCAUCAAUUCGUUACAAAACAGCCUGAUCUCAACUACCGCAAUCCAGCUGUUGUGAAUGAAAUGAAAAAUGUUAUGCGCUUCUGGUUGGGUAAAGGUAUUGCCGGUUUCCGCAUUGACGCCGUACCUUAUCUAUUCGAAAAAGAUUUGGACCGUUAUAAUAACUACCCAGACGAACCUCUCAUCGAUGAUGUCAGCACUUGUCCCGAUCCAGACGACAGUUGCCACUUGAAGCACAUCUACACACAAGAUCAACCCGAAACCCUCGAUAUGGUCUACCAAUGGCGUGCGCUGGCCGAUGAGUUCAAGAAAGAGCACGGCGGUGACACACGCAUAUUGAUGACGGAAGCCUACACCAGCUUCGACAACAUGAUUCUUUACUAUGGCAAUGGUGUACGAAAUGGCUCGCAAAUUCCUUUCAAUUUCGAUUUCUUAACCAAUCUCCAGAACGACACCAAGGCACCGGCUGUGGUGGAGCAUAUCAACAAGUGGCUGAAUGCAAUGCCUGAGGGUGUGCUUGCCAACUGGGUGUUGGGCAACCACGACAACAAGCGUUUGGCCUCACGUUACGGCAUACAGCGUGCAGAUCUCUUCAACAUCCUGCUCCAAACAUUGCCCGGCAACGCGGUGACCUACAAUGGCGAAGAAAUUGCUAUGACUGAUGUCUAUAUUAGUUGGGAGGAUUCCGUCGAUCCACAGGCCUGCAAUUCCGAUCCUGUUCGUUACUAUGACUUAUCUCGCGAUCCUGCACGUACACCCUAUCAGUGGGAUGCAUCACCUAAUGCCGGUUUCACCGCUGGUGACCACACUUGGCUUCCGGUGUCCGACGAUUACAAGCAAAACAACGCUUUGGCUCAAUUACGCGCCCCACAGUCACAUUUGCAGAUCUUCAAGAAGCUGAUACGCCUACGCAAGGAACCCUCAUUCGUGGAUGGCGAUCUAAACAUUAAGGCGCUCGAUGACGACAUCAUUAUCUACUCACGUCAAAAGACUGGCAGCGAUCUCUAUGUGAUCGUGCUGAACUUGGGCAGUUCUAAUAAGACUUUGAACCUCAACUCUAACUACUCGUUGGGUACCAAAGCCGAGGUGAUUACCACCUCCUUACAUUCACAAUACGUCGAUGGACAAAUUAUUGAUCCCACACAAUUCAAUGCAGAGCCCUACGUGGGCACUGUUCUAGUGGCAGCUUAAUGAAUUACUCAGUCAUAAUACCAUAUUUUAUAGGUUAAGCAACGAAAAACCACUCAGUAUGCACGAACAUCAAACAAACUAAUUUAAGAUCUAUCGUAUAUUCAUAUUUAUAUUUACUUAGCAAUAUUUUGAAAUAAACAAAUGCAACCAACGUAAAAACA
Molecule: messenger RNA, 2014 nt
Organism: Zeugodacus cucurbitae (melon fly)
Lineage: Eukaryota; Metazoa; Arthropoda; Insecta; Diptera; Tephritidae
Product: maltase A1
Exons: 6
Coding region: 105-1853 (582 amino acids)
Biological process (GO): carbohydrate metabolic process
Source: RefSeq, a predicted model, not a curated record